CCCACACAAAAUUUCGAGAAAGCACGAAAAUCCGCUCGCGAUCCUCGACUCUCAACUAACCAACCCGCAGCCCGCAGCAAAUCAGUCACAAUGGCCGGAAACCGUGUCCAGUACCGCCGCCGUAACGGCUACAACACCUCCUCCAACCUCACCCGCAUCGUCAAGACCCCGGGUGGUGAGCUGAGAAUCCUUCACAUCAAGAAGCGCGGUACUGCCCCCAAGUGCGGUGACUGCGGUGUCAAGCUCCCUGGCGUCCCCGCCCUCCGCCCCCGCGAGUACUCCCAGAUCUCCAAGCCCAAGAAGACCGUCCAGCGCGCGUACGGUGGCUCGAGAUGCGGUAACUGCGUCCGCGACCGUAUCGUUCGUGCCUUCCUCAUCGAGGAGCAGAAGAUCGUCAAGAAGGUUCUCAAGGAGCAGAGCCAGAGCGAGAAGAAGAAAUAAACCCGACGCAUCUCUUCUUGGUCACGUCAAACACAACACUGGCAGGAAUGGGAAUAAGGGGUUGGUUCAUUGCUUCGGUGUUCAUUAGGGCAAAAACAGCAUGAUACAAAGGAUCGUCGGGCCACGAGGCGGAUUGAAACGGUUCUUCUUGCCGACGCUGUCGUUAGGGCACUGUUAGGCCUCGAUACCUGAAUGAAAACGGAAAUCGAGCCCUUCAACAACAACAAAAUUCUUAUUGGUCAUGUGGGAUUCCCGUUCGUUUUUCUGUGACGGACGAUAACCCCGCGGUGUCUGGUCGUGGCGCCCAAAAAAAAAAAAAGUGGUUUACUCCCGAGAUCUGGAUUAUGACAGCGAAAUUGAACUUUUCCCGCCUUUACCGAUGA
Molecule: messenger RNA, 824 nt
Organism: Colletotrichum godetiae
Lineage: Eukaryota; Fungi; Ascomycota; Sordariomycetes; Glomerellales; Glomerellaceae
Product: ribosomal protein L34e
Exons: 3
Coding region: 91-441 (116 amino acids)
Biological process (GO): translation
Cellular component (GO): ribosome
Molecular function (GO): structural constituent of ribosome
Source: RefSeq, a predicted model, not a curated record